Molecule: messenger RNA, 1842 nt
Organism: Penicillium longicatenatum
Lineage: Eukaryota; Fungi; Ascomycota; Eurotiomycetes; Eurotiales; Aspergillaceae
Product: endopolyphosphatase
Exons: 2
Coding region: 1-1842 (613 amino acids)
Biological process (GO): polyphosphate catabolic process
Cellular component (GO): fungal-type vacuole; membrane
Molecular function (GO): exopolyphosphatase activity; endopolyphosphatase activity
Source: RefSeq, a predicted model, not a curated record
AUGCGGUCACCCGUCUUGCUGCUGAAUCUGUUGGCAGGCGCGAUCAAGGCUGUCCCGCUAGACCAGCAGCCGCUAGGCGAUUCUCAUAUUGAAGAAUUCCAUGAUGCAGCGCAGUUGCCAAUGACAGGCGCAUCCGCUCCUGGCUUGCAUGGUCGUUUUCUUCACAUCACUGAUUUCCAUCCCGACCUAUACUACCGAUACCACGGCGCGAGCGAUGACGGGAGCUGCCACAAUGGCAAGGGUGAUGCGGGAUACUUUGGAGCCGAAGGCUCGGACUGCGACUCACCCUUGACACUGGUGAACGAGACAUUCCGUUGGAUAGAGCAGAACCUGAAGGAUGAUAUUGAUUUCGUGAUCUGGACGGGCGACUCGGCCCGCCACGACAAUGAUGAGCGCAUCCCUCGAACUGAAGAGGAGAUCCUCGAAUUCAACAAAUUCAUGGCCGACAAAUGGGUGGAGAUGUACGGUGUCCGGGAGAAUGAUGUUGGCACGAGGGGUGUUCCAGCUGUGAGUGUCCCUGUCGUGCCCACUUUUGGCAACAACGACAUCGCGCCGCACAACAUCUUCAUGGAUGGACCCAAUAAAUGGACAAGGCGAUAUUCAGACCUUUGGCGCCACUUUAUCCCGGAGGACCAGCGCCAUAGCUUCGUCGAGGGUGGAUGGUUCACUUCCGAGGUCAUCCCUGGCAAACUGUCUGUCAUCAGUUUGAAUACCAUGUAUUUCUUCGACUCCAACAGUGCGGUAGAUGGAUGCGCAGAUAAGUCAGAGCCUGGAUAUGAACAUAUGGAAUGGUUGCGGAUCCAAUUAGAACUUUUACGCUCUCGCAAGAUGAAGGCUAUUCUGAUGGGCCAUGUCGCGCCCGCCCACUCGAGUCAGAAGGCCAGCUGGGAUGAGACUUGCUGGCAGAAGUAUACUCUGUGGAUGAACCGCUAUCGUGACGUUGUGGUGGGAUCCGCUUAUGGACAUAUGAACGUCGACCAUUUCAUGCUGCAGGAUAGUCAUGAUGUCGACUUCGAGUUCCUGGCGGAUAAGACCACCAGCGAACGGGUGGGAAUCCAGUCCAAGACAGACUACCUUAGCUCUUUACGAUCGGACUGGGCAGAUCUUCCAUCCCCACCCUCCGGAGUAUUUGAUGAUUACGACUCAUCAACCGUCGAUUCCCAGAAGAAAGGGAAAAAGAACAAAGACAAGGAUCGGAAAGACAAGAAAGACAAGAAGAAGGAGAAAAAGCGACAGAAAUUUUUGAAGAAGAUUGGAGGCCCAUGGGCUGAGCGAUAUAGUGUGUCACUGGUUUCGCCCAGUGUGGUACCGAACUACUUUCCUACGCUUCGCGUGAUUGAAUACAACAUCACCGGCCUAGAAAAUGCAUCUGGGAGCGAUUUCGUGGACUCUGCAGCAUUGACAGAUUCCAAUCCCGAGCAGGACUCACCAGAAAUCUUGAAAAAGAAGAAGGGUAAGAAGAAGCCCGACUUCAAGGUGCCUGAUGCACCAUCUCCCGCUAGCCCACCAGGACCUGCCUACUCUAAUCAGCCCCUCACUUGGCUGGGUUACACUCAAUACUUUGCCAACAUCACCCAUGCGAAUGCACAGUAUGCAUCUGGCAAAAGGGACGCCCACAUUCACUAUGAAGUCGAGUACAAUACUGGAGAUGAUGUGUAUCAGAUGAAAGAUUUGACUGUGCGGAGCUUUUUCCAGCUGGCCGUGCGUAUCGCAGAGCAAGGCGAGGUGGCUAAUGGGGUUGGUAUCGCCAAAAAGGUGAAUAAGGCUUGGGGCGCCUUCCUUGCCCGUGCAUUCACCGGGUUUUUUGAUGUGGAUGAUUUGAAGGAUCAGCUGGAAUCAUGA